Messenger RNA from Ictalurus punctatus (channel catfish), 3827 nucleotides. RefSeq names its product phosphatidylinositol glycan anchor biosynthesis, class B (gene pigb). Gene Ontology annotation, molecular function: alpha-1,2-mannosyltransferase activity. Bases 148 to 1743 code for a protein of 531 amino acids. Lineage: Eukaryota; Metazoa; Chordata; Actinopteri; Siluriformes; Ictaluridae. Gene Ontology annotation, biological process: GPI anchor biosynthetic process. The transcript has 12 exons. The record is from RefSeq and is a predicted model, not a curated record. Gene Ontology annotation, cellular component: endoplasmic reticulum membrane.
AGCAAGGAGGCGGGGUUUGGCGGAAAUCGGUUGUGAUUCCGAAAAUAAUACCGCGAUUGUUCAUAAGCGGUUGUAAAUGAGCUGUGUUGUGGAGCUGGAUGUACACUUCAUGUACGGGUGAUAUGAAGAUGAAUUUUAAACGCUGCCAUGGAAAGAAUUCGUGCUCGUCGUUUUCUACCCUUUGGUUCUCCGAGUUCAGCGGAAACCGUCAAACUCAGGACGCGGAAAUCAAAACUUUACCGGAAGGAAAAUAACGCGAUUUCGCGCGUGCACGGUUUUCUCGGGGUCGGCAUCGUGCUUUUCUCUGUGCUUUUUCGUCUGGUUAACUGCCUCCUGGUUCAGACCAGCUUCGUCCCGGAUGAGUACUGGCAGUCGCUCGAAGUCUCCCACCGGAUGGUCUUCAGCUAUGGCUACGAGACGUGGGAGUGGAAGGAAGGGAUUCGAGGUUACUCGUACCCUCUGCUCUUUGCUGUAGUGUAUAAAACUCUCCACCUGCUGCAUUAUGAUACGGUUCAGCUCCUGGUCCUGUCACCGCGAGUUCUUCAGGCGCUUCUCGCAGCGCUCGCUGACGUAAAGCUUUACGAAAUCACUCGCAGGUGGGAGAACCCAGAAGCCGCCAAAUGGACCUAUUUUUGUCAGGUGUGCUCGUGGUUCACCUGGUAUUGCUCCACCCGCACCCUCACUAACAGCAUGGAGACGACGCUGACCGUCCUGGCGCUCAGCUAUUACCCACUGCACGGCUCCAGGACGCACCACAGCUGGAAGUACCUCUCGCUCGUCUCGUUGGCCGUCGUCGUUCGCCCGACGGCCCUGAUCGUGUGGCUGCCGCUGCUGCUUCAUCACCUGUGGCGCGAGGAGAACAAGCUGAAGCUGGUCACUCAGCAGGGACUUCCUGUCGCGGCCGUCGCGCUGACCCUCUCUACGCUUAUAGACUGCACGUUUUAUGGAAAGUGGACUUUUGUCCAGUGGAACUUCCUGAAGUUUAACGUGCUGCACAACGUGGCUGAGUUUUACGGUACACACCCCUGGCACUGGUACUUCACUCAGGGCUUCGUGGUGGUGAUCGGCCCGCACCUGCCCUUCUUCCUGCACGGCUGCACCCUCGUCGCCAGGAGACACAGAGUCCUGCUGAUGAGCAUCACGUGGACCCUGAUCGCGUACAGUUUUCUAGCACACAAGGAGUUCCGCUUCAUCUACCCCGUGUUACCCUUCUGCAUGAUCUUCUGUGGUAUUUCCCUGGUGAAGCUGCGCUCCUGGAGGACACCUGCUGCAGGAGCUCUGCUGCUCUUAAACCUGCUCCCGGCUUUAUACACGGGUUUAGUUCACCAGCGUGGAGUCCUGGACGUUAUGGGUCACCUGCAGCACCUGUGUGACCUCAGAGACACAGCUCACAGCUCACCUGAGCCACAUGUGCUGUUCCUCAUGCCCUGCCACUCCACUCCGUUCUACAGCCACCUUCACUGUCCAAUCAGACUCCGCUUCCUGGAAUGUCCCCCGGAUCUCCGCAGAGAUCCGGAUUACGUCGACGAAGCGUCCUCGUUCUACGCAGAUCCACUCGGCUGGCUCGGGACGUCGUACCCCAACCGAUCCGCGCUUCCGUCACACGUGGUCUUCUUCCAGCCGCUCGAGAAGGAAAUUUCCGCUUUUCUGGAUGGAAACCGGUUCAUGAAGAAAGCUGAAAUAUUCCACACGCAUUUUCCUGAAGGACGGGUAGGAUCAAGGAUCUGUAUCUACGAGCGAUAACUCAAAUCCGACCCGUGGAGCUUAGAGAAUUGAUGCACUGUUGUUUUUUUUUUAUUUUUAUGCGACGUUAAAAAAAAAAAAAAUCGAACGUGACGGACGCGUGUGACGUAAAAUUUCUAAUUAAACCGGUUUUGUAAAACGUGUCACGCAAGUUCUUUUUUUUAAAUCUCUCACACACACACAAAUCUUUAAAAAAAAAAAAAAAAAAAAUUAUUUCUUUAUUUCAGUUUCUAGAAGGAAGACAGUUAACUUCAAGCAAAAUAACAUUUUUAUUGUGUUUUUUUUUUUUUUCUUUUCCAUGAGCCGCAAAACAGCAAUUACUUUUUGGACAAUUGAAAAAAAAACAAAAAAACAAGCAAACAAGUUUCAACAGGAAUGUAACCUAUCCAGCAUGACAUAACAAAAAGGAGAACUACACAACACACCCAGGAUGGAAACGAAGGUCUUGCUCCGUGUUUACACGAUCAAGUGUUCACGUUUAGCAGCAAAAAAAAAAAAAAACACACCGAGAAAAGUGAUCCACAGUUCAAUGUACUUCAGCUGAAAGCUCAGUAGAUCAGGCUUAAAUCACUUGGUCCUACGCAGGAUUAAUGACACUUCACGCAAUUAAAUUAGUCUAUUUAAUACAAAUAAACUGUUCUUUCUUACCAACACACAGUGCUUCGUUUAAAUUAAGUGCAUUCUCAAACAUUUUGUUUCAUACGUCGUUAUGUAUAUAGUUCUCUUGCAACUGGAGCUAAAUAACUGGUAGCUGAUUAGCGUCUGCGCUUGCCUACUGACUCCACUGAAACCUAGCUGCAGAUUAGCGCUCACACACACACACACACACACACGGAACAAAACAACAUUUAGCGCAUUUAGAUUUGUGCAAAAUCACAACAUUUGUGGAGAGGAGGCAGAGGGAAGCGAUGCGUUCGUUAGACAUAUAGUGCGUUCACGUCAUGUCAGAGUUUUCUCCCGCUUUAGCUGACGAUAUUUCAUUUUUGGUGUCAGGUACGUUAGCAUAAUUGUGACAUGACCUGAACGCAGCGUUAUUCCAAACGGUUUUGCGAUAACAGCCGGUUUUAUUUUCAAAUUCGAAGAGCUAUAAUAGAAAGAACUAGCGCGGAGAACGUUUCCUAGUAUUUCGGAUCGAACGGCAUGGGCCCGAGCUCUAUUUUGACGUCUGCAAAGUGUCUGUCGGAGCUGCGCCCCGACCGGGCCCACUUCCUGUCUCGAGGAGGCAGAGUACGCGAAUGCUGGUGCUUUCGCUGCUGCUGAUGUUGUUGGCACUCCCGCUCCGGUUUGACCUUCGACCCUGGGCCUUCAAAAGGUCGACUGCAAAUUUACAAACAGCACACGUGUUGUUGUUUUUUCUUUUUUCUUUUAUUUAAACAUGUGUUUUUACCAUAAAGCUUCGUACGCCGCUCACAGCGAGGAUAUUGUCAACAUGCAGGAGCUACUGUGUCUCAGACCUAGUGGUUAAAAGGUAAUAGAGAGGAACGUGGUGAGGUCAGCAGUCACAGGAACACAUGCAGUGCAGAACACAUGCAAGCCCAGACCACAGCAACCCAACACUCUCCAACACACGCUUGACAAACGCAAACACCGUACCUGAAUUUGCUCGGAAGUCUUUAGAAAGUUCCUUCCCAUUCUGAGCACUCGAAAUAUAGCCACCUGUCAACAUUCGAGAUCUUGAAAAAUGUUGGGUCAGUGUGCUAAGGGCUUAGAUGGAGAUGCUUACAGAUGGGGAAGAAAAAAAAAACAAACCGUGAGAACAAAUAUGACAGGCUUACCUUGGAGCAUUCGGUUCCGAGUACGUCUCUCCGAAGAAGUGCUUAUAUACGUAAUCAUCCAGAUCCUCAAAAACGUCGUCAUCCCCGUCCUGGUACUCGUCCAUGUCCACCAGGUAGUCUUCUACUCCGCUGACGAAGUCCGUGAACAGCAUCUGAUCGUGAAUAAAGAGUCCGUUCUGGAAGAACCUGUUGAUGAAGCUAUCAAGCUCCCUCCAGUGAUGGAAAUGACCCACUUCUUGCUGCAGGUAGCUUCGCAGGAGCUGGUGGAACUCGUCCGCUCUUAUGGGCUCCAUGGCCUUGUUAAAGAGG